Molecule: messenger RNA, 1800 nt
Organism: Cryptosporidium ubiquitum
Lineage: Eukaryota; Apicomplexa; Conoidasida; Eucoccidiorida; Cryptosporidiidae
Exons: 1
Coding region: 1-1800 (599 amino acids)
Source: RefSeq, a predicted model, not a curated record
AUGUUUCUUUCUACAAUCAACAGGCUAAGGGAGGAGCAGAUAAAAGACAAUUCUCUGAGGGUUUGCGGUGGAGGGAACGUAACAAAGUCGAAAAUACUUAAUAUUGGAGAAAAAACAGGAGGAAGGGGUAUUUGCAAGGAAAUUAAUAAAUGUGCGAGUAAAACCUGUAAAAAGUUUAAUGGGGGAAGGAACAGACCAACCAACGUUAAUAAUGACAAUGAGCUAAAGAUAUCAAAUAUAUCUCAAAAGAAAUUUCUAAACAAGAUUGGAAAUGCUAAUAAAGAAAAAAUUUCUUCUUUCCAACAAAUACUAAAUAUUGCAACUUCUAGCAAUGGUAUACAAAUUUUGGACCGAAAGCCAAUAAAGAACACAGAGUUUCAUUUAAAUCAGCUCAUCCCUUCAAGUUCUUAUUAUGAUUCUCUACCAGGUUCUCCAAAUUCCGAUUACAAAAGUGAUGAUCAGAGAAGCCGGAAAGAAAGCAACCAGGCUAUUGAAGAUACUGAUGAUGAAGGUGAUUCGCCCCCAAAAAUUAAUUUUGUUAGAAUCAUUUGUAGUGGAAAAGGAAGCGAGAGUGGCAUAAGUAAUAUUAAUAAGACCGUUUCUAGUAAGAAUGAUAGGAAAAAAGACAAAGAAAAUAACAAUAAAAAUUUCAAGUUAAUUAAAAGGUUGAAAUGCAAUGAUUUGGAUAACACUCAAAAUUUUAGAUCUGCCUCCAAACCUCUUAAGGCCAAGAAAACUACAAAGAAAGAUGAUGAACAGACAGGAAAAGUGUCUGGCCAAGUAUUAGACAAUGAGGAAAACAAGAAUAAUGAUGAAUACAAGUCUCAAGAUAGUGGCCAAAGUAAAGAAAACCUUAAAAAGAAAAAGGCAAUUGAGGCCAAAGUAAAGAAGCCAGAGAAUACUAUUCUUAAAGAUAUAGAAGAGAAGGGGAAUUCAAAGCCAAAAAAUUCCCAUUUUGAUUCAGAAGAAAAGUCUGAAACAUACAAACAGAAUAUUUUAACCUUAAAAGCUAAAAAUAACUUGAUCAAAAAGAGAUUCAAAGACCAAACAGAUGAUGAUUUUUUUAAUAACAUUUUGGUUUCAACGCCUACUAAUUCAAGCUCUAGAAAGACUAGGAAAAGCUUGAACUUAGAACUGAGUCCUAAUUUAUCUAUCUUUAGUCCUGAUACUUUGGACAUUAAGCUUUUAAAGACAGGCUUGACUCCUGUAAAUAGCAAUCGGGAAGAACCUGCUUCCAGUGUACCUAAUAAUAAAGCUUACAAACGCAAAGAAUUGAAGAGAAAGGGACUGGGAUCAUUCCACCUAUCACCUUUAAGUUCUUGCUUAAAGGAAAUUGCAAGUGGGGAGGACACUAACCGAAACUCAUCUUAUUCAAAGAGCUCUGCCUCAAAGUCUCUUGGUGAUAUUCUCGGCAGUCUAGAAAACAAUACGGGAUCUAAAUCUGGAAAACUUGGAAAGCUUAGUUGCGAAAAGCAAAACAAAUUCGUUAUGCAAAUACAUGAGAAAUUGACGAAUAGAAGCUCUAAUGAUGAAAGCGAACUAGAGAAAAAUCCCUAUUCACAAAUUAAAAAAAAGUCUGGAAUUACUACUGAUAAGCUCAAAGUAACAAAGGGAUCCUUAGACCUAAAAAUCAACCUUGACUCAAUGCUGGAUCAAGAAAUGGAAAUCAACACUAGAAUUGCCAACCAAGAAAAACAGCAGGAGCUUUUGUGGAGUAUUACAGAGGAUUUAUCUAUUCAAAAUGAAGACAGAAAUCUUCUUAUGGAAGAACUUAUUGCUCAUACUACACAACAAAAUUAG